Trifolium pratense (red clover) is the source of this 1352-nucleotide messenger RNA. Its product is annotated as mitochondrial outer membrane protein porin of 36 kDa-like. The coding region runs from base 215 to 1045 and encodes 276 amino acids. The transcript has 6 exons. The record is from RefSeq and is a predicted model, not a curated record. Gene Ontology annotation, biological process: monoatomic anion transmembrane transport. Gene Ontology annotation, cellular component: mitochondrial outer membrane. NCBI's taxonomy places the organism in Eukaryota, Viridiplantae, Streptophyta, Magnoliopsida, Fabales, Fabaceae. Gene Ontology annotation, molecular function: voltage-gated monoatomic anion channel activity.
AAUAUUCCACCAACUCAACUCUUGUCCCGAUUCUCAAGGCAUCACUCCCUCGUCUUCUAAAUCAACGGUCACUAUUUCAUCUUCCCAUCUUACGGCUACAGUUCAUCCUCUCCCUCCAUAAUAUUAGGGUUUGUCUUUUUCAAUAGCACACACCAUUUUCACACAUUUUCUUCUUUUCUCGCAUUUUCCGCUUCACUUUCUCGAGAAAAAAAUCAUGGUGAAGGGUCCAGGUCUUUACUCCGAUAUCGGCAAGAGAGCUAGAGAUCUUUUGUUCAAAGAUUAUCAGAAUGACCACAAGUUCACAAUCACCACUCAGACUUCAACUGGAGUUGAAAUCACUUCAUCUGGAGUCAGGAAAGGUGAGAUAUUUUUGGCUGAUGUCAGUACUAAGUUGAGGAACAAGAACAUCACCACUGAUGUUAAAGUUGACACUAACUCAAAUCUACUCACAACCAUUACUGUGGAUGAACCUGCACCUGGACUCAAGACAAUUUUUAGCUUCAUUUUUCCAGAUCAAAAAUCUGGCAAGGUGGAACUACAGUACCAGCAUGAUUAUGCUGGGAUCAGUACUAGCAUUGGUUUGACAGCAAGUCCCAUUGUGAACUUCUCUGGUGUGCUUGGGAACAAUUUGGUUUCUGUUGGAUCAGAUGUUUCCUUUGAUACUUCAACUGGCGACUUUAUCAAGUACAAUGCAGGGUUGAAUGUCACUCAUGCUGACCUUAUUGCAUCUCUGACUCUCAAUGAUAAAGGUGACACCCUUAAUGCCUCGUAUUACCAUGUUGUGAGCCCACUUACAAACACUGCUGUUGGAGCGGAGCUUUCACAUACCUUUUCCAGCAAUGAGAAUAUACUGACCAUCGGCACACAACAUGCUCUUGACCCCAUAACCUUGUUGAAAGCUCGGGUGAACAAUUAUGGCAGGGCAAGUGCUGUGAUCCAGCAUGACUGGAGUCCAAAAGCACGUUUCUCUCUCGUUAGUGAAGUUGAUACUGCGGCUAUUGAUAAGAGUGCAAAGGUUGGUCUUGCUGUGGCCUUGAAGCCUUAGACUUGAUGAUGUUGUGAUUGAUAGGUUGCAUAUCUGGUGGUGGAGGCAAUAAGUUGAGUUGUAGGGUUUAACUUCCCAAUGAACCUUUUGUCCUUCAUUUUGGAGCUAUUAAUUUGUUCAUGUUUUGGUUGGUUCAGGGUGCAAAAUCAAUAAGCACAGGACAAUAUUCAAAUUUGUAGUUAUUAAACAAAUUCACCUGAACCUGAUUGAUUUAGAUGCGCCUUUGAGUAAGUUUGAGUAUGGAAGGAGUCAUGCAAUAUGAAUGAUGUUGAGUAUAUAUCGAAAAUUUGAUUUAUGCAUUGUGCAA